CCACUGUCCAUACCAUCAUCCACACCACUGUCCACACUGAAUUAGAAGCUUCACAAGUUAAAUGCUGGUUUGAGAGGUAAAUGCUCCACCUUUAUUUCCUGCCUCCAAACCCUGAGACUGCAGCCUCCUUCUGCAAGGGAGGGGGUUUAUGUCAUAUAUUUGAUGUCCUGGGGGUUUAAAAAGUUCAUUGCAAUUUCCUAGUCUGUGCACGAGUGAUGCUUAAGGCAAAUAUGCACCUUUUCAUCUCAUACUGCUUGGGAUAAAUGGGCUACACUCUAUAAAGUUUGGUGAAUUUGAGCACUGCUGAUGCUCCAACACCUCUUAAAACUGGGGAUUCUGACACGAUUUUCUGUGUAUGAACAGUCGUGAAAUCCUGUACAUGUCACUGGCCUUCAUCUCUGGCAUCCUCCUGACUGUCCUGGUUUUUGCCAUCAUCUACCUCUCCAGGAAAAAUUGCAAGAAAUCCCACCAAAAUUUACAAGAGGAAGUUUGCUUCCAGGCAGCACCUGAGGAACGUGCCAGGAACACCCAGAACGAGGUUACCUACAGCACUCUGGUCUUCCAGCGGAGUCAGACACCACUGGCUGUGUGAUGAUGAAGUUCCAAGAGAAAUAAAAGUGUUUUUCCACUUUCUGAACAUCAAAAGCCACCAGAACGUUACACCAAGGCCUGCAGUGCCCUGAGGGUGCCAGCACUGCCAUCUGUAACAUCAGCUCUUUUUAUAGUUA
Molecule: messenger RNA, 728 nt
Organism: Neopelma chrysocephalum (saffron-crested tyrant-manakin)
Lineage: Eukaryota; Metazoa; Chordata; Aves; Passeriformes; Pipridae
Product: transmembrane protein C1orf162 homolog
Exons: 3
Coding region: 356-592 (78 amino acids)
Source: RefSeq, a predicted model, not a curated record